AUGGACUCCCCGUGGAUCUACGCCAUCGGAAUAUGCUUAAGCACCAUUGUCUCCGUUGUAGAGGCAGUUGGAACUACUCUGGUGAGGAAGAGUCACAUCAUUUAUUCAAAAUAUGAGAAGCUCCUCGAGACAACCGAAUGCGAUAGCGAUAGCGCUAGCGAGGGGGGCGAAACAGAAGGGAAAAAGGGAGAAAAAAAAAGGAAAAGGAAAUAUUCCUUUUUAAACAUUUCGAUAAGGAGUCUACAAAUCAGUAGACGCAUUUGCUACAGAAAGGGGAAGAUAAAAAAAUGUCAUGACGGGGCACACCAAACGAUUAAGAGGGCCCCUUCGAGUGGUACCAACGAGGGAGAACGAAAGCAUGAAGAGGCUGGGGAAGAGGAAGAAGAGGACCGCUUAAGCAGCAGCCUCAUGGAAAAAUCGUUAAGCGUAAAUUUGUUACACCCAGAUGGUUGUAAUUUGGGCCAAGGCUAUUUGUCCCCAUUUAAUAAUUCCUCAGAAGGUGAAAAAGUAGAUCUUCGAAAAUCUGUAUGCAUAAAACGAACGAAUAACGGAAUGGAAAUGUACAAACGGGAAGAAGACGCGAAGGAGAGCUAUCGAAUGGACUGGAAUAGUAAUUGUGAUGGCUUAUCUGCCGAAUGGCAGAAGGAACCAUUGGACAUGCACCCAAUUAGUUCUCACCUCGGAGAGGGAAAGCAUCCAUCUAGAUGGAGCAACUUUUCAGCGAGGGGCAUAAAUAAAAAACUGAAAAGAAAAAAGUGCUUGUGGUUAUCGAAAAGGCCAACUUGUCGAAUGUUAGGGAAUCCCAAACAAAGUAUUUAUUACACUCCCCUGCGCAAUGAGGAAAAAAGGAGAGAAUGGAAAAGGCUCCUCACUCUAAAUGGUUACUGUAGGAAGAACAAAACUGGGAUGCAUGGGAAAAAACAUUUAAUAUGUGAUGAUUGCCCACCAAGGGGAUUCCUGCCCCAUUGGGGGAAGACCCUGCCCGUGGAAGAUGUAGCUGCGGGGCCUCAUAACAACAACAUGAUAAUGAUGAGCACUUCUCAAAAAAAAUUGUCUAAAAUUUUUAAAAGUGAAAGCCCCAAUGGGGAGUUGCUUGGUGAGGAUAAAAUGUACUACUGCUCAUUUCGGUCGGAUGGGUUCGUAGACAGGGUGAGUGGCGACACGACUAAUUCCAAACCCGAAGGGGGAGUGAAUGCCGAAGCCUCGCUCAGCAAAAAUGGGCGUGAAUAUAGCCGUGGAAGCGGAUUGGGGGCGUUGGAGGAAAAGGAAAAAUACAGUGACGAGGAAGAAAUUACGAGGUGCUCUACUCUUAAAAUGGAUCAAGAGAAUAAAAGUAUCUGCCUGAAGUCCACACCCACACAUCUACCAUCAGAUGUCGAACGUGCGCACUCGAAUAUAAGAACAAAAAGCUACAUUUGCUUCUACCUAGGAAUAGCACUUACAAGCUUUAUAGCCCCUGCAUUAAACAUAUUCAGUAAUGUAUUUCUACCCAUGUCGAUGGUUGGCUUUGUGAGCGUCAGACUCAUGUGCUCAUUACUGCUAGAAAAAUUUUUUCUAAAGGAGGAGCAGUCAGUUUACUUAUAUGUGGGCAUACCUUUUUCCACCCUGGGUCUAACAUUAAUCACUGUUUACUCUGCCCAUGACAGUAACUUCAAAGACAUAGAUUCUGUUUUGGAUCUAUUCCUAACGGGUGCAUCUAUAACGUUGCUAAGUUGUCAGAUGUUCUUCUCCUUUAUGGUGGCGUUUCUUUCGUUGGGCCACUUGGUUGCAGGCACUUCAACAGGCACUUCAACAGGCACUUCAACAGGCACUUCAACAGGUAUUUCAACAGGUAUUUCCACAGGAUGCGUUGGUGUACAGCAUAGGGGUGUGCACUCAGGAGGAGAGGUACAUAGCUCCAAAUUCAAUACGAGUAUGGAGCGCAAAGAUAAAUAUCCAAAUUCGAAGCGAAGGAGAGGGAAUUUUUUCUUUUUCUUCUCCCCAGUGUCAUCAGGAAUUAUGGGAUCCCUGGCGACUAUUUUCUCCAAGGCAACCUUUAUGGGACUGGUGUCCGUGAUGAUAAAUGAACAAUUGACCUUACGUAAUUUUCUUUUCAAUUAUAAAAUAGUUCUCCUGAUUAUAUUAACCAUCAUUUGCUCCAUCGUAGAAAUUAUAUACACGCCUUUUCUGUUAAAGUAUUACAAUCUCACACAUGUAGUGUCGUUAAAAAGCUUCGGAAAUAUAUCCUUCAAUGCUGCUAACGGGAUGGCCAUUUUCGACGAACGACCCUCGUGCGUGUACGCCUGGGCCUUUGGCUUCCUCCUAAUCCUCGUAGGAAUUAUUUUCCUUUCAUACAAAAAUGCCAUCCCAAAUAUCUUACGUUUCUUCAAUGAGCAAUUUCGCCGAAAGACAUGA
Molecule: messenger RNA, 2394 nt
Organism: Plasmodium knowlesi strain H
Lineage: Eukaryota; Apicomplexa; Aconoidasida; Haemosporida; Plasmodiidae
Product: magnesium transporter, putative
Exons: 2
Coding region: 1-2394 (797 amino acids)
Biological process (GO): magnesium ion transport
Cellular component (GO): membrane
Molecular function (GO): magnesium ion transmembrane transporter activity
Source: RefSeq, a predicted model, not a curated record